AGUAAACAGUGCACCAAGAACUAUUUGUGAACGCAAGAUGCUGGGUUGAUUGAAUAAAUUUUCACCGAUCCCAUCCUAAUCGGUUAUGGAUCGUCAAGGAACUUACAAUAACAAAUUAUGCUGAGGUGUCAAAAUGUGUAGUUGACUGUUGGUGACAGCUCCACAGUCGAGGUGCCAUGUUCUCUUUCAGCCCAGAAGAGAAGCAUGCUCUUCUCCUCUCAACUUUGGCAGGCUUGUCAACCUCCAUCGGUGGGGCGAUUGCGAUCAUCAAGCGGCCUGGCCCUGGCUUGCUUGCCUUCCUCCUAGGAGUGGCUAUAGGCGUGAUGUUUACGCUGUCCGCGGCCGAAAUGUACAUUAGGAAUGCUUAUGAGCACGGUUUCUGGAGCAUCACUGCUUCUGUUCUGGGAGGAGUGGCCCUGUACUACUUUCUGCAGCCCUUCCUGCCUGACUUUGUGGACCACAACCAUGACAAGAAGGAUUCAGAGGGGGAGAGCAUCACAGGGAAUGAAGACAAGCAACAUCUUAGAUCAGGCAAUGGUGCACUGCUGAGGAGCGUGUCAGCAGAAAAGGGCGGCUCAGGAGCGGUGCAGGACAGCCCUAGGGAGAGGCUGUCACCCAGCACUUCGCAGCGAGCAUCCCCAUCUUCAAAGCCCAGCAGCGAUGCUCCUGCCGCUCAACCGACCGCUGCCAAGGCAGCGGCUAUUCGGGCGGCGGCCAGCGAGAAGCUGCGGUCGGCGGAGCUGCUGCGGCUCGGCUUCGUCAUGGCGCUCGCCAUGACGCUGCACAACAUGCCUGAGGGCUUUGCGGUGGCCUUCUCGGCAUUUACAGACUUUGGAGCCAUCAUGGCGCUGGCAAUAGCCGUCCACAACAUUCCUGAGGGUGUCAUUGUGGCGGCGCCUGUCUUUGCUGCAACAGGCAGCCGCUGGAAGGCCAUGGGUGUUGCUGUGGCAUCGGGUCUGUCUGAACCGGUCGGGGCGCUGAUAGCGCUAUUGUUCGUCAAGCCAUUCCUGACACCAAACUUGCUUCAGUACAUGCUUGCGUUUGUCGGCGGAAUAAUGAUCUCUGUAUGUGGGCUGGAGCUGUGGCCAGAGGCAAGGAAGUGUGAGGAUGACUGGAGGCUAGGGCAGGGCGUGCUAGCUGGGACUGUCAUCAUGGGCUGGACGCUGUAUAUUGGCAUCUGAGCUUUAAGCAUUCUGCAUUUGUAUAUGUUUUUUUCUAAACCUUGUGACGCAAAGAUUCUGUUACAAUUGAUGAAUCCUCGAAAGGCAUGCUUCAGGAGAACAAUCUGAUGCCAUAUAUGAUCGACUAUAGACAACGAUAUCAUAUUGAGCCUGAAAUGCAUGACUCACUCAGAAAGCUGAUUGUUGCUAGUCGUUGCAAUCUGCCAAGUUGAAAUAUCAAAAGCUGUGGUUACUUUUAAGGUGGAUCUGGUCC
Messenger RNA from Coccomyxa subellipsoidea C-169, 1434 nucleotides. RefSeq lists its product as hypothetical. The record is from RefSeq and is a predicted model, not a curated record. The transcript is spliced from 9 exons. NCBI's taxonomy places the organism in Eukaryota, Viridiplantae, Chlorophyta, Trebouxiophyceae, Coccomyxaceae. Gene Ontology annotation, cellular component: membrane. Gene Ontology annotation, biological process: zinc ion transmembrane transport. Bases 177 to 1181 code for a protein of 334 amino acids. Gene Ontology annotation, molecular function: zinc ion transmembrane transporter activity.